Molecule: messenger RNA, 3132 nt
Organism: Schistosoma haematobium
Lineage: Eukaryota; Metazoa; Platyhelminthes; Trematoda; Strigeidida; Schistosomatidae
Gene: LPCAT2
Product: Lysophosphatidylcholine acyltransferase 2
Exons: 18
Coding region: 1-2976 (991 amino acids)
Molecular function (GO): protein binding
Source: RefSeq, a predicted model, not a curated record
AUGAGAAGGUCAUUUGGUCUUACUGGCUCGUCUGGAUCUGUCAAAGUAGGACUAAUGGGUUCGAGUUCUAAGCGGGAGCGUUGUGAUUCCCAGUCACUACCCGAGAGAAACUCGUUGAACGGUGAUAAUAUCGAGCACGAAGGCGAUAUUCUUACUCCAUUCACCUAUCAAUGUAGGGUUUCAACGUUGCAGUAUUUUAAGAUGUACUUGCUCACUGUAACAAUACUCCCUUUUCGUGCUUUGAUAAUUGGUUUCCUUUUCAUUGCUACACUUCUCGUUGCAAAUAUAUUCUGGAUUGGAUACGGCUCGAAAUCUCAAGUAAAACCUAUCUGCGACUUUAGAAGGAUGCUCCAACCCAUUCUGGUUAACCGAGAAGAUCCCAAUUCCAGGAAGAAAGCAAUUCAAGAGCUUAUUCGUCGUGCAAAAUCAGAAGAGGAUUGGCCUCAGAUUGUUAUUUUCCCGGAAGGCACUUGCACCAAUCGAAGCUGUAUUGCAACGUUCAAACCAGGGGCUUUCAAUGCAGGUGUACCGGUUCAACCAGUAAUCGUUCGCUGGCCAAAUAAAGUGGACAGCGUGACUUGGGUUUGCGAAGGUCCUGGUGUGUUUAAGUUACUAUGGUUGUUGCUGUCACAGUUCAACAAUAGAUUGGAAAUCGAAUUUUUACCAGUUUAUCAACCAAACGAAGAUGAACAAAUGGACGCUCAAUUAUAUGCUAAUAAUAUCCGUCGGAUCAUGGCGGAACAUUUGAAUGUCCCACUCUGCGAUUUAUCUUACGAUGACUUCUGUCAAAUCAGAAUAGCAUUCAAGUAUAAAAUACCAGGAUAUGAAACAGUAGUUUAUUUGAACUCCUUACUCCAAAUGAUGUUUGCGCUUGAACAUAAUUGUGAUUUGAUAACGGAUGAAGAUAAACAAGCGGAAUGGUUUCAAAGACGUCUUGAAAGCAUGCUUGGUGUAUGCCGACGUAAACCGUACUUAUCACGAAUGGAAUUUACUCAAACACUAUUUCAAACAAGUCAACCUAAUUCAAAAGCUAAUUAUCUAAUCAAUUUAGUUGUGAAAUAUUAUAGUGAUCCAUCAUCAAAUAAUCUGAAUUUUCGUAUGUGUAUGGUUCAUACAUCUAUGCUACUAUUUCCAAAGUUGCCUCAUCAAGCAUUUUACUAUGCUACAAAGGCAUAUAAUCUGUGUUCUUCACAAUGUGAUGUAAAUAUGGCGAAAGAUUGGGAAAUUAGUCGUUCUGAUGCAGCGGAGUUAUUGGGUUUUGCGUUCACUUUAGAAAAUGACGAAACAGUUAAGCUUAUACUUGAUCGUGCUUACCUGAUACAUAAAUCUACUCAUUCAGAUAAUUCAUCCAGUGGAAUUAGUGGGGAGUACUUAUAUGAGGGCCUUUUAUAUCACCUGCCGGAUGUAGCUAAUUGUUAUGCUCAUUUUGAUGCAGAAAUCAACAAAGUUUUUGGUCGUCAUCGUCGUUCAUUAAUCGACUCAACUUCUACAUCAGAAAGUGAUCUUAAUGAUUUAAAAUCAACACAUUCUGUCCCUGUAGUUAAUUCUUUGAAUGCUACAAGCUGUCCAAACAUUACAACUAUCUCAAAUAAAAAAACUGAAAUAUUGCCCAGUCAUUUUGAGUGCAUUGAUGUUACAGAAAUCCCACCAAUUGAAACUAAUAAUUAUUCUGAAAAAUUGAAAGAUAAUAUCCACCUAAGCAACAGUCCGCUCAGAGAUGAUCAAAGUAUUAACUUUCGUGGGCGUUAUUCUGAACGUGGUAUAUCGUCAGCAAUGGCAAAAAAUCAACAGUCCAGUAAUAUCGUAUCAAUGGAUAUAGAAGAAAACUCAAAUGAUAACGAUGUUUUUCUAGAGAAAUGUAUUUCAUUUGCUGAAAUCACCUCCACUGACCGAGCACUUGGAAUGAUGUAUCUUCAAAAUUAUAACUGGGAUCUAGAGCUUGCCGUGAAUAAAUACUUCUUAACACAACAGAAUGGUUCCACAAGUAAGAAACAAAAGCGCAAACGAACUUAUCAACAAUCAAAUGAACAACCGACUGUGAUCGAUCUUACUAAUUCUGAUGAUUCGUGUAAUAAUAGUUUGACAGAACUAACAGUAUCAACAACUAGAACUGAAUCAAUUGAAAAUUUGCCAAUAUUCAAUGUUUUGUCGUGGAAUAUUCAAGGUUUGGAGUCAACAAACCUAAACAAACGAAUGAUGUCUGUAGUGGAGACAAUAAAGAAAGAAGAAUUCCAUGUAGUUUGCUUACAAGAAGUUAUACUUGUCUGUUUGGAAAUUCUCCAUGAGAAGCUAGAUUCAACGUAUGAUAUUUUUUCUGCAUCUGAUCAUAACUCUCUAUGGGAUUAUUUUGUUGUCAUUUUAGUUAAAAAGCAUCCAGAUAUAAAGGUUGACGCGGAUUCUGUUAGUAUUCAACCAUUUCCUAAUUCUGUAAUGAAUCGUCAUCUACUAUCUAUUGAUCUGAAUUUAUCACAGUUUCUAUCCAAGUCUAAUGUAGAAUUAAAUCUACGAAUAUUUACUACACACUUGGAAAGUUGUGCAGAAUAUUCUGGUGAACGGGUGACUCAAUUGAAAAGUGUUUGGGAUACAAUGUCCAGUUAUGUCAAGUGUGGCGAUUCUCAAGCUCGUUUAAACAAAAGCCGUGCAAGUAUAUUUUGCGGUGACCUUAAUCUGAGGGAUUCAGAGGUCGGCGUGUUAGGUGGCUUACCUUGUGGGAUACAUGAUGUAUGGUAUGAAUGUGGACGUCGCCAUGAGAUAAGGAAUACUUGGGACCCUAUGCACAACCUAAAUGCUCGACGUCAAUUCAGAGGUAUUCCUCGAGCUCAUAUGACUUUCCGAUAUGAUCGCAUGUAUGCGUUAGGCUCCAGAUUAAAACCCGUUGAUUUUGGCCUUCGUGGAAUCGAAAAGGUUAAGAAUCUUCCGUGUUUACCUUCUGAUCACUGGGCUAUACUUGGUCGAUUCUUAUUAACUGGUUUGUAAUCUUCAAUGUUCUAGUUCUUAUGAACCACUUCUCGCAUUUAAAAACGCAGAGUUCUCUUUUUUUCACUCAACAGUUGUGUAUCAAAACAGAUGCUUAAAUGAAUAUUUUCAAUUUAUUCCUAUUUUAAAGCAUACAGCUACUUGCUAUAUAUCAAA